Molecule: messenger RNA, 260 nt
Organism: Racocetra persica
Lineage: Eukaryota; Fungi; Glomeromycota; Glomeromycetes; Diversisporales; Gigasporaceae
Source: the annotation of a GenBank genome assembly
GACAUAAUAAUGGAUGAUUUCUUCCAUCUGGACGUGACAAUCUUAUACAUCCAACUUCUACAUCUUCAUAAGGGUGGCACGUUAAAGUCAAUAUCAACCAUAUCAUGUUCAUUUCCACAAUUAACAAAUCACAAUCUUGGGAGUUUCAUCGAUAGAAUAUUCACAAUUGUUAGUGUGAUAACCGUUUGCACAAUUACAACAUUCAUGAUUGCAUUUUUCAAAGUGGUCAAUGGUGGUAGAAUAUGGAUCAAAGAAAUGAG